AAAGACAAUCAAAUUGCCUACGUAGCUUUCUCUUAAAAACCUUCAGCACCGACCGUACAAUCAACCACCGCCACCGCCACCGCCAUGCCAGGCCCGGGCCCGCACACGAUAUACGCGCUCGGGUCGGGCCAGGCGUUGAUGUACGCAUCGGGCGGGAGGUUCGGGCCGCACCACUGUGUGACGUACGCCAUCAACGCCUUCUUCGGACCGGACAUGGGUUCGUUCGCCGACUGGCUGUCCUCCUUCUCUCCCGGGUCGGGUCGGGUCCUCGGAUCCUCCGUGGAGCACUGGAUCCACCACCCGUUUUACUAUCCUCUCAUUCUGAGCCUCCCCUUGUCGCUGCUCUACAGUCGCCUCUCCCGACUCCUCCUCCGCAAAGGCAUCCUCAGUGGGGUGAGUCACCGUCCGUACAUAAUCCGAUCGGCCGAGGCAGCUCUAAACUUGAGACAGUGCAUUUUGUUGAUCUCUGCCGGAUCUUUGUCGCAUUUUUUCUUGGAUCAUUUGUUCGAGGAGAAUGGACAUACCUCCAUGUACACUUGGAUAUUAAGCACUGGCUGGUGGGAAACACGCGCAUCGAUCAAUCUCGACUCCGUGGUUGUUAUUUCCAUCUUGUGCACAGUCUUAAUCGGAGGAUUUAUAUACAUCCACAGAUUGAAAUCGGAACACCGGAAAUCGAUGAAGCUUAUAGUGGCAGUUGCCGGCGCAUAUUGCCUUUGGUGUGCCAGCCAGAUUUAUGUGGUUGUUCCGCGGCGACCGGCUGUAGGUGAAGAGGCUGAUUUGGGGGUUCUUGUGUUCCUUGCUGUGUUCUAUUUCUUGCCUCAUUGGUUUUGCAUUAUGUCGAUGAAUCCGGCAGCUGAUUCGACGCGCCACCUUCCACUUUGAAAUCACUCGACUUCGACUUCAACUUAUCUUUGCACUUGGGGCAAUGACGCAGCUAGUCAUGAGGUUUUAAAGAAGAUGCAGGCUGAAAACUAUUUCCCAAAACCUCUAUUCGGCCGGGCUGGCUUGAUUCGAGAAGUCGAGAAUUUCUGGAAAAGUCCAUUGAAAAUAAACUUCUGGAAGGGCUCCUUAAAAAGGUAAAAGCCCAUUGAAAAAUAACGAGAAAAAAAUAAAAAAAAAACCUCAAACCCUUGUGUUGUACUUGGUAAAAGAAUGUUGUAUUAGUGUAUGUGGCAGAUAGAUUAACUCCCAAAAUAUAGGAGAGUUGAACCUUCAAUCUUCAGUGUUGAAUGAUGAAAGGCAAAAUUGCCUAUAAGUUUUUGUUUUGAAACUCAACGUAAA
Messenger RNA from Andrographis paniculata, 1281 nucleotides. RefSeq lists its product as uncharacterized. The transcript is spliced from 4 exons. The record is from RefSeq and is a predicted model, not a curated record. Bases 85 to 882 code for a protein of 265 amino acids. NCBI's taxonomy places the organism in Eukaryota, Viridiplantae, Streptophyta, Magnoliopsida, Lamiales, Acanthaceae.